Molecule: messenger RNA, 1759 nt
Organism: Durotheca rogersii
Lineage: Eukaryota; Fungi; Ascomycota; Sordariomycetes; Xylariales; Xylariaceae
Product: Pex12 amino terminal region-domain-containing protein
Exons: 1
Coding region: 239-1666 (475 amino acids)
Biological process (GO): protein import into peroxisome matrix
Cellular component (GO): peroxisomal membrane
Molecular function (GO): zinc ion binding
Source: RefSeq, a predicted model, not a curated record
UCCCGCCCGUCAACGUCACUAUGCGCAGCUUUCCCCAGAUUCGUCCAUCCCUCCCGCCUUUCUAAGCCUCAUCAAACGUUACAGUUGCCAAUCGGCCUCGACGCUCCUCAACACUUCCCAGAUACCGCCUUGCGUGGUUUUCCUGCUCUCGUGGCUUCGGGGUCCCCAAGCCAUGGUCUGAUCGAGCACACCGACAACAGAGCUUGGGACCGCCGCGUACUACCAUGCGUUCGCGCCGAUGAGCACUACCAGUUUCGCCCAAGCCCAGCAGCGCCUGGCUGCCCGACGGCGGGCUCGUGAGCAGGAGGCUCAGGCCCGACUCGUCGCGAGCCGGCAAGCGUCGCGUGUCUGGUCCGAGGUCGCACGCCUGCCCUUUCCCUUCAACCGCGUCGGCGCCGCGUCGCUGUCGGCGUGGGACGCGAUCUCGACGCGUGAGGGCACCCGACCCGCCUUUCGAGUCGGCCAGGUCGAUGCCGAGCUCCUGGACGAGGACCUCGUGACGCAACUACGCGACCAGGUCGGCGAGGCGCUCAAGUACUUCGGCGCGAAUAUAAAGGACGACUGGUCCGCCGAGAUUCUCCUCGCCCUCCGGCUGGUGCUCUUCAAGCUUUCGGUGUGGGACCACGACGCGACCUACGGCGCCGCCCUGCAGAACCUCAGAUACACCGAUGCGAGACGCGACGGGCCCGUCUUGGUGCCGCCGAGCAAGUGGCAGAAGAGCCUCUAUGGCCUGAUAACCGUCGGAGGCAAAUACGGGUGGACGAAGUGGGAGAAUUGGCUGCUAGACCAGGACAACGGAUACGACCAACCCUCGCCAACGGUUCAUCGGCUCUCGAAGUUCACGUCGCAGCUCACCACCCUCCACUCGGUAGCCGCGUUCGCAUCCUUCCUCGCCUUCCUUCUGCACGGGAGGUAUCGCACCAUAUUGGAUAGGGUGUUAAAGAUGCGUCUUGCCCCACCCACGAGUCAGGUUAGCCGGGAGGUGUCGUUCGAGUACCUCAACCGCCAGCUGGUGUGGCACGCCUUCACGGAGUUUUUGCUGUUCGUGCUGCCGCUCGUGGGCAUCAACCGAUGGCGGAGAUGGCUCAGCCGUACCUGGAAGAAGACGAAGGAAAUCAUCCACGUCGGCGCGGAGGGCGACGGCGCCGGCAAGCAGGGCGACUACGCGUUUCUGCCCGAACGCACUUGCGCCAUCUGCUACCAAGACCAGAACUCGGCGAUGUCCGAAACCGAGGUCCUCGCCGCGGCCACUUCGAGCGGCGUCAUCGGAUCGGCGCAGACGGACAUUACAAAUCCGUAUGAGACGAUCCCCUGCGGGUGCAUAUACUGUUUCGUAUGCCUGGCGACUAGGCUCGAGCGCGAGGAAGGCGAGGGCUGGACCUGUCUAAGAUGUGGCGAGUUGGUGAAGGAGUGCAAACCGUGGAGCGGAGACGUGUUGGAGGAGCAGUCCAAGUCGCCGUCGGCAACUACGAAACACGUCGGCUUCGUUGACGAAACCCCCGUCGCCAACCGCCCCGGGCAGGGUGAAGACGCGGAUCGCCAGUUGAAGAACGCAGAGGUCCGGUACCGGCAGCCCUCAACGGCCGCGUCCGACACCCCUGACGAUGAGGAUUCCGAGAUCUACGAGGAAGAAGAGGCCGGCGUGGGGGAAGAUUUCAACGAAUAACUGCCGAACAUGGAUGCAUCUUAGAGACUGCAGCGCCCGGAUGAUCCUGCUAAGCCGGAGGAGGCUAGAGAUCUUCGGCUUCUAGCACGACGC